Exophiala oligosperma is the source of this 1485-nucleotide messenger RNA. RefSeq lists its product as uncharacterized. NCBI's taxonomy places the organism in Eukaryota, Fungi, Ascomycota, Eurotiomycetes, Chaetothyriales, Herpotrichiellaceae. Bases 1 to 1485 code for a protein of 494 amino acids. Gene Ontology annotation, cellular component: nucleus. The record is from RefSeq and is a predicted model, not a curated record. The transcript is spliced from 4 exons.
AUGGCGGCAAAAUUUUUCAAAGACCCCAACGGUAGUGCAGUUCUUAUCGACAAUGGUUUUUGCCGCGAGUGGGCAGAAGAGGCCGGCAGGUUGGCUUUACGGGAACUUGAGUCCCCGUGCUCAGAGAAUAUUGUCGUCUUCCUCAAUCUGAGCCUCUUCUGGUACAGCAUGGGUGAGUAUCGAAGGGCGGCCAUGCAAUCAGGUAUUGCCUCAACCACAGCAUGGACAAUCGGUAUACCCUUCGCUCGGCAAGAAGGAGUAGAUUCUCUCGAAGCUGAAAUUCGCCGAAGGCGUUUCUGGGCUUGCUAUCUCCUCAAUACCUUCCUCCAUGACAGCCUCUUUCCCAAGGUGCCGACAGAAGCCAUGCUUCGAACGAGCCUUCCUUGCUGGCAGGAGGACUUCGACACCGGGAGACCGCAAGGAGGCGUCACUCUGAAGUCAAGUCAGAGCAGUCAAAGCAUCUACGCCGAACUCAUUCGAGCAAUGUCGUUAUGGUCCGCUGUCGUCACCCUAACUGGGCAACCCGAGUCAAAUCUGGCGACACGACUGAGCGACAUUCAAGCUCUCGAUGGUCGUAUCCACGAUACAUAUUCUAUGCUUGCUCCGUGUUUUCAACUAGAUCCCACCAACAUAUCACUGGUGCCUCCCAAUGACCUAGGUAAUCUUCUCUUGCUGCAUAUCAUAUAUCACCAGUGCUGGUGCUCUCUCCACUCCUCCAUUGUCCCGUUGUUCUCGUGGAGUGCUUUCGACGACUCGUGCGCGUAUGCACAGCAGUUGUCGGGUCAGACGGCACUGGAACACUCAUAUGCUGUAUCAUCGCUCUUAGAGGCCACCUUAGCAUCGGACUGGGACGCAGAACGAUUGCCGAGCUUUAUUGGAUAUGCUGCAUACGCAGCAUGUGCCAUACAGACACCGUUCUUAUGGUGCUCGAAACCGGAUGUUAAGCAGCGUGCCGUGCGUUGUAUUCUAGCAAAUCUUCAGACGAUGCAAGUGAUGGGUAGACAGUGGCAAUUCACCAAGAUCUUGGGACGAUUCGCACGUGGUCUUUACAAGCUCCACGGAAGCCGCGUGGUUCCGUUGACAGAUGAGCCCAAGAACAUGUCGCCAGCAGCGUUGAAGGGGUUCAAGACGUCCAACCCACGAGCGCGGCUUUCGAUCCUGACGCAUAAUACCAUCAUUGUCAGUGAGGAGGGUUCCUUUGCCAGAGGAGCAGAAGAUAUUGGCGAUCUUGGUUUGGACGAUCCAGAAACCAGAGACUCAAAUCUCGAGGAGGAGGGAAUAGCGGCCUUCAUAGCGCAGAUCUCUCGGGAGUGCAGAGAGAUGCACGGCCAGUUGCCUGUGAUGUUGGAGCCGUUCUUACCGUCAGAGAACCUGAAUUACUACGAUUUUGGUGGAGGUUUCGACGCUGACAACGAAGCGGCGACUCUGGAUUCCAUGGGCCACAUUGAGGAUUGGAUUUCUGAACUUCUGCAGCAGGGGGGAUGA